GCUUUGAGUUGUCAGAUAUAGUACGUGGACCUCUCUCUCUCUCUCUCUCUCUCUGAGACUGGUCUCUCUGGUUUUUCAAAAUUGGAAAUGGACGAUUGUAUAACACUCCACUCUUGGUUCAAUCUUUAGCCAUAAACUCAGCGUACGCAUCGCUCUUCCCAACAUCUCAUCUUCCCCUUCCUUUCCAGUCAUCCAUAAUAAUACUCAAAAGUCCAAAAAAAAAUUGAAAAAAAUAAAGAGAGAAACAUUCGCCUAACCCCACAAUCACAUCCCCACCACUCUCCUCACAAUCAAACCGAAAACCAGAAAGCAAAAAUCCAAAUAAGAACAGAGGAAACGAAACUGCGUGUUCUUCUUCUUGUUCUUGUCGCCGUUUUUGUUGUUGCUAUGAUUGGUAUUGUGUUCCUUAUGUAAUGCAUCAUAAGAAAUCAGAAGCUCAGAUCGGAAAAGAAAGCAUUGGCGUCUCUUCCGAUUUCAAUCCAAUCUCAGGCGCAGCACCACCACCGCCACCUUCUUUCUCUUCUUCAAUUUCGCACCAAUUCAACCACAUCUCUCAGUUUCCUCACUACCCAUCUCAACAUUUGCCCCAAAAUGACCCUCCAAUCCCUCAAACCACACCUUACAAGCGACCCCUUUUGACCCAAACCCACUCCUCUCUCUCCAAAUCCCCAACCCUUUACAAAUUCCCACCGCCCCCGAAGAACCCACCUCUCUUUUCCCCUUCUCUUGCCGCCAAAACCGCCUUUUUUCGCCUCAUCCGCCGCGUCAACCGCCUCCGCCGCCUUCUCCUAUUGCUCUGUCUGCCCUUCUUUUACUUCUUGGUCUCUCACCCAAGCCACUCUUUCUUUCUUGACUUUCUCUCCGCUUUUGCUUUCUCUUCUGCAUUGCUGUUCUCGCUCAAUCUCGCCCUCCCUCGCCUCCCAUCAAUACGGCUUUUCCUAGCCAGGUCUUUCCCAAUCAAGCUCAAGACCUCGUCUUCCUUGUCUAGACCGCCUUUGCCGGUGUUUUGGUCAAUUGGGUCUCGCCCAAAAGCCGAGAACAGAGGAAAUUCAGGGUGUUGGGUUCAGGUUUAUGGCAACGGAGACGUGUAUGAGGGUGAGUUUCACAAGGGACAGUGUUCAGGAAGUGGGGUGUAUUACUAUUACAUGAGUGGGAGGUAUGAGGGAGACUGGGUUGAUGGGAAAUAUGAUGGUUAUGGUGUAGAGACAUGGGCAAGAGGAAGCCGGUACCGCGGGCAAUAUAGGCAGGGUCUUAGAUAUGGUUUUGGAGUGUAUAGGUUUUACACUGGUGAUGUUUAUGCUGGGGAAUGGUCUAAUGGGCAGACUCAUGGGUGUGGAAUUCAUACCUGUGAGGAUGGGAGUAGAUAUGUUGGGGAAUUCAAGUGGGGCGUCAAGCAUGGCCUUGGUCACUACCAUUUCAGAAAUGGGGAUACAUAUGCUGGAGAAUAUUUUGCGGAUAAAAUGCAUGGGUUUGGAGUCUAUCGAUUUGCAAAUGGACAUAGGUACGAGGGAGCCUGGCAUGAGGGUAGAAGGCAAGGGCUUGGUAUGUACACAUUCAGAACUGGGGAAACUCAGGCUGGUCACUGGCAAAAUGGAGUCCUUGAUGUUCCAAGCACACAAAAUGCAACUUAUCCUGUAUCCCCGGUUGCUGUUAAUCAUUCCAAAGUACUCAAUGCGGUACAGGAAGCACGAAUAGUGGCAGAGAAAGCCUAUGAUGUCGCCAAGGUGGAUGAAAGAGUGAACAGGGCUGUAACAGCAGCUAAUAGGGCAGCAAAUGCAGCUAGAGUAGCAGCAGUGAAAGCUGUCCAGAAACAAAUGCAGCACAAUAGUAGCAGUGACAGCAUACCAAUUCCAAUUUUAUGAAAACCCUGAUGAGGACUCAGUGCAAGUUUGUGAGGUGUGAGAACAAGAGGAAGCUUUUAUGGUUUCCCUUCUGAUGUAGCUUCAAGUUUUAGGUUCGCAUCUUCGGCAUCUUGCCUGGAGAGGAUGGUGCGUAUUUGAACUCAUACGUGGGGAGUGUCAAAGUUUACAUCUAUAUAUUUUGUUUCUUAGAUUGUGUAUACAUAUAGGGAGGGAGAAGGAGAGAGGGAGAAAGAAGAGGGAAUGCUGGUCGGCAUCCGGAUGCUUUACUAAUUUUCGCUUUGCAAUCCUAGUGCGUCUUGUGUAUAGAUGAGGUAGAUGUAAUAUGUAAGUGCUGGAGCCCAGGUAAAACCUUGACCCAGCCGCUGUUGUAUGUGAAUUGUUAGUAAUUUUAACAAGGUGAGAAAAUUUUCAGUAACCA
This is a messenger RNA of Prunus dulcis (almond), 2280 nucleotides long. RefSeq lists its product as uncharacterized. The record is from RefSeq and is a predicted model, not a curated record. The transcript is spliced from 3 exons. The coding region runs from base 414 to 1862 and encodes 482 amino acids. NCBI's taxonomy places the organism in Eukaryota, Viridiplantae, Streptophyta, Magnoliopsida, Rosales, Rosaceae.